Messenger RNA from Pseudomassariella vexata, 1038 nucleotides. RefSeq lists its product as uncharacterized. NCBI's taxonomy places the organism in Eukaryota, Fungi, Ascomycota, Sordariomycetes, Amphisphaeriales, Pseudomassariaceae. The transcript is spliced from 4 exons. The record is from RefSeq and is a predicted model, not a curated record. The coding region runs from base 1 to 1038 and encodes 345 amino acids.
AUGAAGGCAGACAGACACCGGCACCUGCGGGAAAGCCCACUCGACCUGAAGACUGCAAUGAUGGUGGAUCCCCUACCGAGAUCCUAUCUGCGUGCGAGAACGCAGCUGAGUCCGAGGACGAACGCGAGCACAGUCAAGAAUUGGAACAUAUCCAGCCCAAGGAUGUACCUGAAAACAUCCCAACACCCACGUCUGAAGAGCAGUGGGAGCCCAAGGGCGACCCUGGGCGAGAGGACGACUAGAGGCCUCCACUUGGGACUACGACGGAGGUCGUGUUGCAGUCCAAGCAUGGACUCCAGCAACCUGCAAAGACCUCCCGGUGGGGUUGUAACCAUCCUACGGGUAUCAGGGAACUGGAACAAGAACAGGCUGGGAAGAAGUUCCGUAGUGAUGACGUCGAAACAGAUCAACUUCUCGAAGAAUUUGUCGAUCCGCUUUAUUUCACAAGAGAUAUGGCAGGCGAGGGCAGGACAUCUCACGACUUACCUGGCCAAUGCUGCCGUCUCCGAGCGCUUCCAUCCCGAAUCGACCAGCCGCCGUGAACGAGGCCGUAUCCUCUCGGAGCACUUCAAAGCGAUCGGUAGCAGCCGUGCUAGAAACCCGGGAUUCCCCCUCCCAAGCUUUUGCCGAUGGCACGCAGACCAAGUGCAGCUAGACAUGCAGACCUCAGGGGAGUCCUUAAAAACAGCUACAAUCACAGUCACGGCGAGGAUUCUCGAUGCAAACGAAUCAUUAAGAGAUCAGCGCCGUAGGUCCGUCAAUACACAUCUUGCACGUGGGAGGAAGUGGUCCAGACUAGUGGACGAACUUAGUUUCGGCAUCCUCUUCCGACAUACAUGGGCGCUUGCGAAGGCAGACAACUCAUCGCUCCAGCAAUUAGUCUCCUCUCUGCAGAACUCCACUGUGAAGAUGUCGAUACUUCGCCAUCUAGAAGCACAAUUGGAGACGUUCCUCUCUAUGGGCCGAACGAACCCAUACAUCCUGGAGCAGGUCUUCACCAGAGAGAAGCUGUUAGAUCGUUCAUCACAGCCUAAAUGA